Chara braunii is the source of this 3633-nucleotide messenger RNA. Lineage: Eukaryota; Viridiplantae; Streptophyta; Charophyceae; Charales; Characeae. The record is from the annotation of a GenBank genome assembly.
CUAAGUGGUAAGGUUUGGAACCGCUAAUCCGGUUGUGCACUUAUCACCAUGGUUGACACCCGGAGUGGGAAGAGCACUAGCCCCUAUACCCAGGAACAACAAGAGAAGAUGGCCGCCUUAGCAAGAGAGAAUAAGGAAAGGAAAGAGCUCCUGAAACAGGCGAAGUUAAAGGCAAUCGCAGAGGAGCAGGCGGCGAAGAUGAAGGAAUUGGAGGAGGAGAUGGAGAAAAAGAAGAAGGCUGCUGAAGAAGAAGCGGCAGCAGAAGCAGAAGAGGAGAGGAAACACAGGGAAGUAAAAGGAGACAGUAGUGGCACGGCGAAUGAGGACACCGCAAUGGAGAAGAAAAUCAGUGAGUGGAUUGCUAAUUUAUCAUUGGGGGAAGAUGAGGAGGCACAGUUCUAUGUGCCACAGGAUGAGAAGGAUGCGUUAGCCCAGGAGCUAGCGACAAUCGAGGACCCUCUGGAACGACAAGAAAGAGAGGAGGAGAAAAAGUUGGAGUGGAAAUUGAGGAUGAAGAGGGAAAAGAAAAGAAGGAUGGACGAAGUUAACAGGUUGACCGCAGAAGUGUCCAAGGUGAAAGACUGUAGACAGGAGGUGCAGGCGCAAGCAAACAUGUCUGCCAAAAUGGACAAGAUGCUGGGAUAUUUAGAAGUGUUGAGUGCAGCUUGGAUGGAGGAGCGCCAAGCUAGUUGGGGUCAAGAUGUAGCCCUGAGUGCCAUGCGGUCAGGAUUUAGAGACUUUGCGCGCGAUAUGGUAACCCACGUUGGAGGCAAAGUUAGGCGGCUGAGAGACAGCGUGGGGAAGUUCUGCGAGGGCGCCAUCGAGGGUGCCAAAGCAAUAGCCGCUAUAGAGGGCGAGGCCAGGCCUCGUAAAGAGCUAGUCAAGCUUAAGUUCCCAUACGCAUAUGGCGGGAAGAAGGAGGAGAAUUUUGAUAACUGGGAGGCGAGCGUAAACAGUUACAUUUACUUACAGCACAUCCUGAUUGAGGAACAAGUCCUCGUCGCUUUCCAGACCCUCAAAGAUGAAGCGGCCAGUUUUGCCAGAUCCCUUGCGCGCGCAGCCGGUUGUGAAAACAACCUGGUUGCAUACUCUAAGAUCACCACCCUCCCUCAGUUUUUCAAACUCCUGCGAGAGAGAUUUGCUGACCCAACGAGAGGCGUUAGAGCCUCUGAUAAGUUACAGACCAUCCACUCACGACAGUGGAGGAGUGCAAGGGCACUCAAGGGCGUCAUGGACGACUUGGUAGCCGUCCCAGACCAUGGGGUCACUGAGCCCCAGUUGGUCCAAUUAUUUUAUCGUGCCAUGCCAGAGCCCCUGCGUGGGCAUUUCUUUGACAGAUCUCAACAGGCCGACAUCACCUAUGAUGUGCUAAGUAGAGAGGUGGUCCUGUUCGAGUCAAAGUCCAUGCCAGUGUCCACUUUCUGGCACAAGGACUUGGAUAAGGAAAAUAAGUGGAAGGGUCGUACCAUCUCUGGCCAAGUCAGGGCCAAGGAUCACAUGAUCCUUACUUUAGAAGAAGGUGGUACAGAUGAAGUCCCCUACAGUGAGAUUGAGUGGGGGUUAGAGGAGGAUGACAGCAGCGUAGGGCAGGGGAGGUCUUAUGCGGUUGUCGCGGCUGGAGGGAGGCCGCAAGGUAGAGGAGGAGGCCAGGGCCAAAGGGGCCAGGCCAUGGGAGGCCGAGGACCCGGCGCACAGGGGGUUGGCGGACAAGGGAACCGCCAAGUGGGAGGUAGGGGUCAAGGUCCCCAACCGAAUCGUCAGGGUUCUUGUCGGUCCCCACAACGACGAGGAGGAAGGCCACCUCAACAGACAGGAGGAUGGCACCCAGGCUUGCCACAAGGUGUGGCAGAAGAGCUGAAGGACAGGAUGCCAGCUUGGGCCAAAAUGAAGAAGGAGAGUAAGGGACAACUGAUCUUGGUAGAUGUAGAAGUGCUUAGAAGCAGAGUAAGGGCCCUUAUAGACUCAGGGGCCACCCGCAGUUACAUUAGCUGUAGGGCGCUGAAGAAGCUGAGGCUUGGAUUAAAAGUCCAAAAGUUGGCAGACCCCAUAGUCAGUGUCCUCGCAGACAACCGCACACUGCGAGUUGAGGACUACGUAGAGGGAGUCCAGGCGUACUUUCGCCUAGAGAAAGAUGGGAAGGUGGAGGAAGUUCUCCAUUCCCUGACUCUCCUCGUUCAUGACGACCUUCCUUUUGAUAUAGUAUUAGGAAUGGAUUGGGGAGAGGCAGCAGGGGCCACACUCCACUUAAGAGAGCAUGAGUGUAGGCUCCCUAGCCCGUCAGGCGAGGUUAAGACUGCCCGCCUGUUUCAUGUGUUAGGUGUACAUAACACCCUGGCACAUUGCUGUCUCAGUGCUCCCGCGUUCGCGCGACUAGUGAAAAAGGAGCAGUUAGAGGAUCAGGUCUUCGUAGUGUAUGUGAGGCCUGUCACUGAGGCUAAGGAAGGAGAUAGUUCCACGGACCCAACCAUUGCCAAGCUGCUGGAGGAAUUCAAAGAUUUGACUGAGUCGCCGACAGGAGUAGUGCCGCGACCCAUCCAACACAGAAUAGAGAUAAAGCCUGGCAGUAGGACUCCUAAGGGAGCAGUCUACAGGAUGUCCCCUAGAGAGUUAGAGGAGCUACGCAAGCAGUUAGACAAGCUCCUCAAGAAAGGUUGGAUCAGGCCCAGUUCGUCUCCUUUUGGAGGACCAGUCCUGUUUGUCCCCAAGAAAGAAGGAGAGCUUCGUAUGUGUAUAGACUAUAGGGGUUUGAAUGCGAUUACUGUGAAGAAUGUUGAACCGCUGCCCAGGAUAGACGAUCUUCUAGAUCGGGUGCAGGGUUGUAAGUUGCUAAAGAAAGAAGCAAUCUGGCAAUGGGACAAAGACUGUACGUCUGCGCUAAAGAAGUUAAAGCGCGCACUGAUCGAGUACCCUGUCCUCAAAGUAGCUGAUCCGUCUUUGCCUUUUGUCGUCACCACGGAUGCAAGUCAGUAUGGUAUAGGCGUCGUGUUACAGCAAGACGACGACAAUGGCUACAGACCCCUAGAGUUCAUGUCAGCGAGGAUGCCCUCAGAGAAGGUUGCCACCUCGAAGUACGAGAGGGAACUCUAUGCUCUCAGGCAGGCCUUAGAACGCUGGAAGCAUGACCUGCUUGGGAGGCACUUCAAAGUAUACUCCGACCACAAAACUCUUAGAUGGUUAAAGACCCAGGCCAAGAUGACACCUAAGCUAACUAGGUGGUCCGCCGAGAUAGACCAGUAUGACUUUGAGAUAAGACCGGUCAAAGGCAAGUACAAUGUAGUUGCGGAUGCUCUGAGUAGGAGAUCAGAUUACUUUGGAGCUAUAAUACACUAUCCGGACAUAGGGAAGGACCUGCAAGAGAAAGUUAGCCAGGCAUAUGCGUAGGACCCUAUCUAUAGCGACCUCCUCAAGAGAGUUAAGGAGGCCCCAGAGACCGAACUUGACUACCGCACUACUGAAGGACUAUUGUUUGAGAAGACUAAUGUAGCAGGCCGCCUGUGCAUCCCCAACAGUGAGGAGAUUCGUAGUCUGAUCCUAGGGGAGUGCCAUGAUACAGAGGGACACUUCGGUUCGCAGAAGACGUUAGCCAAUCUCAUGUGUGCUACACCUGGCCUGGAAUGAAAGCUGACUGCAUAG